Prorocentrum cordatum is the source of this 1332-nucleotide messenger RNA. NCBI's taxonomy places the organism in Eukaryota, Dinophyceae, Prorocentrales, Prorocentraceae. The record is from the annotation of a GenBank genome assembly.
AUGGCCCACCUGUUGGGAGUUCUGCUGCUGGUGGUGCCAUCGAGUCCAUCGGCUCUAUUGCUGAGGGACGGGCUGCAUGAAGAUCCAGACCCUUGGGUGCAGAACUGCGAGGAUCAGGAACUUGCGAGGAACGCGAGCCGGAGGGAUGAGCUAGACUACGGGCCCUGCUUCGAUGAGGAGGAGGUGAAGAUAGCUAUGCGCGGCGCUCAGUUCGUGGGGCGGAACUCCUCUUCCAAGGACCCGAGCAGCAAGAUUGCGACAUCGAUGUUCACAGAGGUUGACAUAUUGUGCGACACAAUUCCACGACCAUUGUCCGACCGCGACGAACGAUUGGGCGCUGGCAACCCAGCGUGCCGCUACGAGCCAUCGGAGGAGGAUCUGCGGCAUUAUGCCGAGAAGCCCGCAGACAUUGCCAUUGUCAUCCCGAGCAACUACGACAAAGACAGCAACGUGUCCGACGACCCCAGCGACCAUUACCCGCUGUUCCUCGGCGUACUCACUUGGAAAAAGUAUGCCAGGUAUCAUGGGUACGCGUUCUACAGCGGCCCGCCCGCGAAAAGUUGCCCAGAGUUGGAGGGGCGGCACCCAGCGUGGACCAAGCCGUGUAUGGCCAUGGGUCUGAUAAAGAAGCACAAGUACCUGAUCAUGGUGGACCGGGACACCACGGUGAUCAAGCCACGCCUGCGCCUGGAGCCCCUGUUCGCCAUGGCCGGCCUGAUGGAUAAGCAUGCGAAGAAGGUGUUGGCCGUUGCGGAGGAGUGGGGCUCUUGCAAGAAGGGCGUCCGCUCUCCGCUGAGCGGCGACGUUAACACCGGCAUAGUGCUCGUGAAGCAGUCUCCCGCCGCGGAAGAGGCGCUGGCCAGUUGGUUCUACGGCCCCACCUGGUGCAAGGGCGUCACUGCAGAGCCGAUCGCCAGACCUGGUUGGUGGCCGUUUCAAGGAGAGCCUUGCCAAGGGUGCAGCUGCAUCACACGAGGAAUUUACAAGUGGUCGUUCGAUCAGAUCGGUUUCUACGCCAGCGUUGCCGACAACAAUACCUUCAGAAGCAUGGUGACCGUGUUCCGUCCAGGCUGCCCCAUCAACAGCCCGUUUGCAGAUUUCAUCCCACACCUUGUCUCAGGAACUCCGACCAAGGCGGCUUACGACGUCAACCACCGGGAAGUCAUCUCCACGAAUUUGCACGCCUGCAACAGCAAGCUGAUGGAUUCGAAGCCAGGCCAAGGCAACCCGUACGAGCGUUGCUCCAUCUGCGACGCCUUACCUGAAGGAUUCCAUCCCCACAGCGACUCUUGGUCCCUAUCGUGCCGCAGCCAUAGCCGAGCACCUAGGUGA